Fraxinus pennsylvanica is the source of this 1161-nucleotide messenger RNA. The record is from the annotation of a GenBank genome assembly. NCBI's taxonomy places the organism in Eukaryota, Viridiplantae, Streptophyta, Magnoliopsida, Lamiales, Oleaceae.
AUGGAAUUCUCAACAAUUUUAUUUUUUGGGAUAUUGGUCUCAUCUGUGUGCACAGUGAAAGGUGCUGAGAAGAUGACAGAUUUACCACCCUGCAACUACCCUGCAAUAUAUAACUUCGGUGAUUCGAAUUCAGACACAGGCGGGAUAGCAGCAGCAUUUUAUCCGAUGGCAGCACCCUGCGGUGAGACGUACUUCCAUCGGCCAGCCGGAAGGGGUUCCGAUGGGCGCCUGAUCAUUGACUUCAUCGCCGAUUAUUUGGGGCUGCCAUAUUUGAGCUCCUACUUGGAUUCAAUAGGAACUAGUUAUCAGCAUGGGGCAAAUUUUGCAACUGGAGGAGCAACCAUUUUGAGGCCGAAUAAAUCAUGGUUUGAAAAUGGCGAGAGCCCUUUCCCUCUAGAAAUCCAAGUCGAGCAUUUUUCUCAGUUUAAAGAAAGAACAGCUUAUUUCUACAAUCAAGACAAGGGUGAUUAUGGUAGUAGCAGACUCCCACGACCUGAGGACUUCUCCAAGGCUCUUUUCACACUUGAUAUAGGGCAAAAUGACAUUGCUGCUGCUAGGAGUAAGAGUAUUGAAUUUCAGCAAGUCACUGUACCCAACAUAAUCAGCCAGUUUACAGCACAAAUCCGUGAUCUAUACAUUAAAGGAGCAAGGACAUUUUGGAUACACAACACAGGUCCUAUAGGAUGUUUGCCGGUAAACACGAUUAAAGUACAAGAUCCUCUGCCCGGGUAUCUUGACAAGCAUGGUUGUAUCGAAAGCCAGAAUGAUAUGGCUCGGCAUUUCAAUAAAUACCUCAAGGUCGAAAUUGUGAAGCUAAGGGCAGAGCUUUCUGCAGCUGCGAUAAUAUACGUGGACAUGUACAGUGCUAAGUAUGAACUAAUAAGCAAUGCCAAAAAUGAAGGAUUUGAGGACCCUUCGAAAAUCUGCUGUGGUUAUCAUGGAUUUGAGUAUGAUAUUUUCUGCGGGUCUAAAGGACACAUAAAUGGGAGUGAAGUUUUUGCUGGUUCUUGUGCAAACCCUUCUACUGUCAUUAGCUGGGAUGGAGUUCACUAUACUGAAGCUGCAAAUCAUUGGAUUUUUAAACGCAUAAUCAACGGUUCACUAUCCGAUCCGUCAAUCACUGUCACGCAAGCAUGUCAUAUGAAAAUGGGAUACCUUUGA